Populus nigra (black poplar) is the source of this 1770-nucleotide messenger RNA. RefSeq lists its product as uncharacterized. The transcript is spliced from 2 exons. The record is from RefSeq and is a predicted model, not a curated record. Lineage: Eukaryota; Viridiplantae; Streptophyta; Magnoliopsida; Malpighiales; Salicaceae. Bases 242 to 1612 code for a protein of 456 amino acids.
AGAACAAAAAAGAGGGGAGAAAUCACAGUUCCCAAGUCGAAACUCUAUAAGUAGAUAGAGAGAUUGAGAGACCUUUAAUCGUACCCUAGACAGAAGCAAAGCCAAUCUUUAAGCGUCUCUCUUCAUCAUCCAUCAGGUUGUCUUAAAAGUAGUAACUUCCAGAAAAAGAAACUAAGGAAAUUUGACCUUCAGCAAGAAAAGGUUUACAUUUCAAUUUCAAAUUUUCAGAAAGAAUUCUGAGAUGGAAGAUACGUCUGAAUCUGUUGCUUCUGCUGCUGAAGUGCACGAAAAGGUUGUAAAGGAGGAAAUCCAUCUGAAAGUCAAGAGCAAGGAUAAAGAACCAAAUGACGAGAAGGGAGAGAAGGCUGUGGUGGAAGUUGAAUCGAAGACUAAAUCAGUAGAAAAGGAGAAGCAUAAAGAGAAAGUUGAGGAGAAAUCAGAGAAAAAGGAGAAACAUAAGAAGAAGAAGGAUGAAGAUGAGGAGAAGGAGAAGAAAACGAAAGAGAAGGACAAGAAGAAGAAAGGAAAGGAGGGUGAGGAUAGCGUAUGUGAAGAGUCAGAGGUGGACAAAGAAGCCGGAGAAGCUAAGAAAAAGGAAGAGAAAAAGAAUAAUAAAGACAAGGAAAAAGAGGACAACAAGAAGAAGAAAGACGAUGAGGUUUCAGGGGAUAACCAGAAGGAUAAGAAAGUGGAGAAAGAAGAGAAAGGGAAAGAUAAAGAAGAGAAGAAGAAGAAAAACAAAGAUCAUGAGGUUUCAGGGGAUGAACAGGAGGAUAAGAAAGAGGGAAAAAAGAAAGAUAAAAAAGAGAAGAAGAAAGGCAAGGAUAAAGAUUCAAAGGAUACAAAAAAAGUGGUUGAGGAGUGCAAAGACAGAGGUUUGAGUGCUGAGGCAGAGGAGGAGGAGGAGAAGGAAAAAAAAGAGAAGAAAGGAAAAGAAAAGAAGGUCAAAGAUAAAGAGAAGAAGGUUGAUGAAGAAUCUGAGGAAGAAACAGAAAAGGACAAGGGAGUUAAAGGGGGGGAACUGAAGGCAAAGAAGAAAGAUAAGAAGAAAGAUAAGAAGGGCAAAGAUGAAAUUGAGGAGGAAGAAGAUGAUGAAGAUGAAGGGAAAGAAGAAAACAAGAAGAAAAAGAACAAAGAUAAGGAGAUGAAAGAGAAGAAGCACAAGGAUGAAGCAGACGAUGAAAUAAAAUAUGGAGAUGAAGAGAAAGAAGAGAAGAAGAAGAAGAAAGAGAAAAAGGACAAGGAAGAGAAAAUGCAGAAGGAACGUAAGGAUGAAGCUACUCUGUCAAAGUGCGAGGCUGGGGUUACCACCAGGGAGAUUGGAAUAAACGAUGAGUCACCAGUGGAAGAAGAGAAGAAGCAGAAAGAUAAGUUAAAAGAAGGUAAGGAGAAAAAGAAAGAGGAGAAGAGUAAUAAGAAAAGAAAAUCUAGUGAGAAGGGCAAGGGCAAGGGCAUUGACAAGCUGAAACAGAAGUUAGAGAAGAUCAAUGAAAGAAUAGCAGCUGCUCUUGAGGAAAAAGAUGACAUUUUGAGGCAGAUAAAAGAAGCUGAGAGUGGGAGCACCUCUGUUCCUGAGAAGGAAAAAGAUGCCCCAAAGGCUGAUGUGGAAUAAUCCCAUUUGGUGGAUCCUUUACACUUGAUUAUAAUAUAAAUGCAGUUUUGUGCGAGUAUGAUCCCUUUUCCCAGUGUAAUCAUAUGUAUUUUUCAAUACAUAUAUGGAUUAAGGAAUAACUUCUUUGAUGAAUUCUAAACAGUUUUGCUUUUGUUCCA